AUGUCAACAAAAAGGAAAAGAAUGUUUUCAAAAGAAUUAAAACAUAUGAUGUAUGGUUUUGGAGAUGUUAGAGAACCAUUACAUGAAUCAAUAGAUUUGUUAGAAGAGUUAGUUUUCGAAUUUAUACAAGAAAUGACAUUAAAAGCAGCUCAAGUUUCAAAUAAAAGAGGUAAAUUUCAAACAGAGGAUUUAGUUUUUCUUGUAAGAAAAGAUCCAAAGAAAUAUUACAGAGUUAUUGAAUUAUUAAGAAUGAAUGAAGAGUUGAAGAAAGCAAAGAAAGCUUUUGAUGAAACUAAUGUUGAAGAGGAAGAAAAUGUUUAA
Messenger RNA from Dictyostelium discoideum AX4, 321 nucleotides. RefSeq names its product transcription initiation factor TFIID subunit (gene taf13). Gene Ontology annotation, molecular function: protein heterodimerization activity. Gene Ontology annotation, biological process: transcription by RNA polymerase II. The transcript has 2 exons. Bases 1 to 321 code for a protein of 106 amino acids. The record is from RefSeq and is a predicted model, not a curated record. Gene Ontology annotation, cellular component: nucleus. Lineage: Eukaryota; Evosea; Eumycetozoa; Dictyosteliales; Dictyosteliaceae.